AUGCAGAUAGAAUUACCACUUAGUCCUAGAUGCACGAAAGCUUCCAUCUUGAAUGGUUCUGGGCCAGUAAAUGAAUCGGAAGGUUUGGCAAGCUUAGAGGUGGAAAUUUUACUACCAACAUUAGCUAAUGAAGCAACCACCUUGCUUGUGAAACCACAAGAUUUGCCUAUAUCAACUGCCUGUUUUAGUCAGAAAGUUGAGAGACUCACCCAUAACCGUCAUAAAGCAAAGAGAGAAAUUUCAAAUGCUACUGCUACACUCUACUCGUCAUAUCGUUCAAAUGGGCUAAUACUCAGAAAUUUACUUCAUACCGGGUUUGCUGAAAAUUGGUUAUUAAAGGGUCCACCAAUCAAAGCGUUGGUUCCUCCUUAA
Molecule: messenger RNA, 372 nt
Organism: Funneliformis mosseae
Lineage: Eukaryota; Fungi; Glomeromycota; Glomeromycetes; Glomerales; Glomeraceae
Source: the annotation of a GenBank genome assembly